Rosa rugosa (rugosa rose) is the source of this 2080-nucleotide messenger RNA. Its product is annotated as calcium-dependent protein kinase 34. Gene Ontology annotation, cellular component: nucleus; cytoplasm. The coding region runs from base 1 to 1608 and encodes 535 amino acids. The transcript is spliced from 8 exons. Gene Ontology annotation, molecular function: ATP binding; calcium-dependent protein serine/threonine kinase activity; calcium ion binding. Gene Ontology annotation, biological process: peptidyl-serine phosphorylation; intracellular signal transduction; protein autophosphorylation. The record is from RefSeq and is a predicted model, not a curated record. Lineage: Eukaryota; Viridiplantae; Streptophyta; Magnoliopsida; Rosales; Rosaceae.
AUGGGCAACUGUUGCUCUCAACGCAACACCGAGGAUGCCCCCAACGAUGUAAAGGGAGACAACAAUGGUGGCCUGGAUAACAAUGCCGAUGUGACAAACAAUUCUUCAGGCAACCAUAAUCCAGCCCCCCAGGGUCACAAGGCUCCUCCUGCAUCCCCUCCACCUGGGGGAAAGCCUGCGAAAACAGGGCCUAUUGGACCUGUUCUAGGGAGGCCAAUGGAGGAUGUGCGUUCGACCUACGCUAUCGGAAAGGAGCUGGGGCGGGGACAGUUUGGGGUGACGCACCUGUGCACACAUAAACAGACGGGAGAGCAGUUUGCGUGCAAAACCAUUGCCAAACGCAAGCUGGUGAAUAAGGAAGACAUAGAGGACGUGAGGAGGGAGGUUCAAAUCAUGCACCAUUUGACAGGACAACUAAACAUCGUGGAACUCAAGGGAGCUUAUGAGGAUAAGCAGUCCGUUCACCUGGUGAUGGAGCUGUGUGCCGGUGGGGAGCUUUUUGACCGAAUCAUCUCUAAGGGGCAUUACACGGAGCGUGCUGCAGCUGCCUUGUUAAGGACCAUUGUUCAGAUCGUGCACACCUGCCAUUCCAUGGGCGUCAUCCAUAGGGAUCUCAAGCCUGAGAAUUUCCUUCUGCUCAACAAAGAUGAGAACUCUCCACUCAAGGCUACUGAUUUCGGUCUAUCAGUCUUUUACAAACAAGGAGAGGUGUUCAAGGAUAUUGUUGGCAGCGCAUAUUACAUAGCACCAGAGGUGUUGAAGAGGAGAUAUGGACCAGAAGUCGAUAUAUGGAGUGUUGGAGUCAUGCUAUACAUUCUUUUGAGUGGUGUUCCUCCUUUCUGGGCAGAAUCGGAACAUGGGAUAUUCAACGCAAUAUUACGUGGUCACCUCGACUUUUCAAGCGACCCAUGGCCUGCAAUAUCAGCUCAAGCAAAGGAUCUUGUGAGGAAGAUGUUGAAUUCAGAUCCCAAGCAGAGAUUGACAGCCUUCCAAGUUCUAAGUCAUCCAUGGAUCAAGGAGGAUGGUGAAGCACCAGAUGUUCCUCUCGACAAUGCUGUGCUCAGCAGGCUCAAACAGUUCAAAGCAAUGAAUCAGUUUAAGAAAGUUGCACUUCGGGUUAUCGCCGGUUGCUUAUCAGAGGAAGAAAUCAUGGGAUUGAAAGAGAUGUUCAAGAGCAUAGAUACAGACAACAGUGGGACUAUCACACUUGAAGAGCUCAAGCAAGGUCUUGCUAAGCAAGGCACCAAGUUAUCUGAACACGAAGCUAAACAACUAAUGGAAGCUGCCGAUGCUGAUGGGAACGGAACCAUAGACUAUGAUGAGUUCAUCACAGCAACGAUGCACUUGAACAGAAUGGAUAGAGAAGAGCAUCUCUACACUGCCUUCCAGCACUUCGAUAAAGAUAGCAGCGGGUUUAUCACGACUGAAGAGCUAGAGUCAGCCCUCCGCGAAUACGGGAUGCAUGAUGGAAGGGACAUAAGGGAAAUCAUUGCUGAAGUCGACUCUGAUAAUGACGGUCGAAUCAACUACGAUGAAUUUGUGGCAAUGAUGAGAAAAGGAAACCCAGAACCAAACCUGAAAAAGCGGCGGGACGAUGUAUUUGUUUGAUCAAUGAACGGAAUGGAAAGAAAAAAAAGGCAGUUACAGUGAAUUUUUCUUAUCCAUGCAAGGACAUCAUCAUGUAUCUAAGAAAGGUAGCUGUGGACAGUGGAUACGGGAAUGCUCGAUCAUGAUCUCCAUGUACAGUAAAAUAUGUAUGGAAAAACAGAAGCGAAGAAAAUUUGAGAAUGGGAAUGUGUUAAGCUAGUUGGGGCGGCGAGGGUUUUGAGGGGGAGGGGGAGGGGGAGGGGGUUAAAGUACGUACAUACAUCCUAAGUUUAAACUGCAUGUAUGGUGUCUGGUGUGGUCAAAAUAUAUUAAUUUAGGUCCUUCUCCUUUUGUCUUUUUCACCAGACUCAAACAUAUGACGUCAUGGCUAACUAAUGGUUAGGAUCAAUUUGUCCGUACGUGUUUUACUAAUGUGCAUCUCUUUGUAUGCUACUUUCUUCUUUUUGGAUUAAGAUUCUCUAAAGUUACUUCU